Molecule: messenger RNA, 943 nt
Organism: Euleptes europaea (tarantolino)
Lineage: Eukaryota; Metazoa; Chordata; Lepidosauria; Squamata; Sphaerodactylidae
Gene: RBKS
Product: ribokinase
Exons: 8
Coding region: 32-928 (298 amino acids)
Biological process (GO): D-ribose metabolic process
Molecular function (GO): ribokinase activity
Source: RefSeq, a predicted model, not a curated record
AGCUCCUGAGGUCGUGGUGGUGGGAUCCUGUAUGACUGAUCUGGUGAGUCUCACUGCCCGCCUACCCAAAGCUGGAGAGACCAUACACGGACACAGGUUUUUCACUGGAUUUGGGGGGAAAGGUGCCAAUCAGUGUGUCCAGGCUGCGCGACUUGGGGCUAAAACAUCAAUGAUCUGCAAGGUUGGGAAGGAUUCCUUUGGUUAUGAUUAUAUUGAAAAUUUCAAGAAAAAUGGGAUUCCUACAGAUUUUGUAGGUCAAGCCGAGAAUGCAGCAACGGGAGCUGCUUCAAUCAUUGUUGAUGAUGAAGGGCAGAACUUCAUUGUAAUUGUUGCGGGAGCGAAUUUAAUUUUGGAUUCUGAACACUUGAAGAGGGCUGCUCCGGUCAUCUGUCAAGCAAAAGUGAUGGUCUGUCAACUUGAAGUAACCCCAGCUAUUUCUCUAGAAGCUUUGAAACUGGCACACAGCAGUGGAGUGAAGACAUUAUUUAACCCUGCUCCAGCAAUUGCUGACCUAGAUCCACAAUUUUAUACCCAUUCCAACAUCAUCUGCUGCAAUGAAAGUGAGGCUGAAAUUCUAACAGGCAUCACCGUCGGUAAUGCCCAAGACGCUGGUCGUGUGGGGCUUGUGCUGUUGGAGAGAGGCUGUGAGACUGCAGUCGUAACCUUGGGCCCAGAGGGGUGCGUGGCAGUCUCUGCAAAGGAACCCACUCCAAAACACAUUCCUAUUAAGCGGGUCACCGCUGUGGACACCACGGGAGCAGGCGACAGUUUUGUGGGAGCCCUGGCUUUCUACAUGGCUUACUACCCCGACCUGCCACUGGAAGAAAUGCUGAAAAGGGCCAACUUGAUUGCAUCAGUUAGCGUCCAGACGACGGGAACACAGACUUCCUUUCCCUAUAAGAAAGACCUGCCACAACAUCUAUUUUAAGUUGUACCUAUAGUA